GUAACGGAAGUAGCGUAAUAGGGGUUUCCUACAUUAGCAGACAUGGCCGACGUGGACUUUCUUUCAAAGCAGGAUGAUUCCGACUUGUCCCUUGAAGGGGAGAUUACUGUUCCAGGUGUUUCUAAAAGUGAUGAUGAGUUAUCUACCCUUGAUGAACCAGUUAAAGAUACUGUGAUGAGAGAUUUACGAGCUAUUGGAACUAAGUUUUUUCAUGUUUUAUAUCCUAAAACGAGUAAAACUCUAUUAAAAGAAUGGGAUUUGUGGGGUCCACUUAUUCUCUGUGUGUACAUGGCUAUGAUGUUACAGAGUGGCACUUCUGGUCAACCACAAUUUGCUGAAGUAUUUGUUAUAUAUUGGAUUGGAGCUGUUAUUGUUACUCUUAAUACUAAAUUACUGGGUGGAAACAUAUCAUUUUUCCAGAGUGUGUGUGUUUUAGGAUAUUGUGUUUGUCCACUAGCUGUGGCUCUUAGUAUCUGUCGCAUUAUACUGAUAGCCAAUCAAACAACAGCUCUCUUUGUAGUCAGAUUCUUGUUUGUUGUAGCAGGAUUUGCUUGGUCAACGUUUGCCUCUACAGCGUUUUUAGGUGAUAUUCAAGCUCGCAAUCGUAAAGUCUUAUCUGUCUAUCCAAUAUUUUUAUUUUAUUUUAUAAUAAGUUGGUUAAUUAUUUCUCAUACUCAUUAAUAAAUGAUUAAUUGUAUUAAUUACUGUAGAUGCUUAGUGAUCUCAUACUUAAUCACAAGAACAGAACAGUGCAAUUUAAUUUAUUUAAACCUUUCUUUGUUAAAGUGAUGUUACAUGGCAUUACACAUUAAUAACUACUUUACUCAACUACAAAUCGCUGAUCAUCAUUUGCAUUUCAUUGGGCAUUCUCAUUUUUCUUGGCUCAAGUGAACAGAAAUUGAUUAUUUAAUUAAGAGAACAGGGCGGGGGGGGGGGGGGUUGUGUGCAUGAAAUCAUAAGAUCUGUCAUUGAGUCAAGUGGCAUGGUUUUGAUUCUCUGUUAGUAUGUGACAAUUGUAGGGUCACCUAUCCAACCUUUUGGAUUUUCCCCAGGUCCUCCAGUUUCUUCCCACUGCUAAAGACCCCUACGCAUUACAUAUGUUAUUCCCGAAAUGGCCUAGUUUGUGUUGUGUGGACGUUAGACCCCAUUUCACUCUCUUUAGAAAACAAACCAACAUAUCAAGAGUAGAUAAUCUACAAACUGGGAUUCAAUCUGAAUAAAAAGAGGUCCAUCAAAAGUUUUUACUGAACACUUAUAGGUGAUGUUGGUUUGUUUGUGUCAUCUGCAGAGGAUGCCAAAUAUUUGGAAAUUUUCAAUUCAUCAUAACUUUGUUUAUACUGAAUAGAAAUGAACCAUUUUAGGACUGAUAUUCUGAUUAGAAAUUUAACUUUCACAAUAUUGUAGUUUGCUAGGUAUUCAAAAUCCAUCAAAUGAUUAUUAACAACUUCAAGACUGAUAUUAUUAUUAGAAAUUCAACUUUCACAACAUUUGUAGUUUGCUAAUUAGUCAAAAUCUGUCAAAUGAUUAUUAACAGCUUCAAGACUGAUAUUAUUAUUAGCGAUUUAACUUUCACAACAUUUGUAGUUUGCUAAUUAGUCAAAAUCUGUCAAAUGAUUAUUAACAACUUCAAGACUGAUAUUAUUAUUAGAAAUUCAACUUUUACAAUAUUCUAGUUUGCAAGGUAGUUAAAAUCAAUCAAAUGAUUAUCAACAGCUUCGAGACUAAUAUUAUUAUUAGGGAUUUAACUUUCACAAUAUGGAAGUUUGCAAAUGAUUCAAAAUCACUCAAAUGAUGAUCAGAGACUUUUAAUAAAGUAUAAAUUAAAAAAAAUAUAUAUUUGCUGAGAUUUCGUAAUUUAUGGAUAAUUUAAAUUUGUGUAAUUAAGCAUCAGAUCAGAUUAAUAAUAAUUGGAAGGGUGGAGGGGGGAAGUGGGGGUUACUUGUAUAAAAAAAAAUGAUUGGAUUGUGAUUUAUAGUUCUGUAUGUUUCAAAAUUGUGGGUGGUUAUUAAUAUAGAUUCUAACUAGACAGUCAGAGAUGUAGCUUCUGAUGAUAUUUUACUUUUAUCAUGAAGACAAAAUAACAUGUGCAACAAAUUAGAUCUGAGGCAGAUCUGCCAAUGGUAUAUUAAUAUAAGUUUAUUAAUGCUUUGAUCCUUUUUGCGUUUGCAGUUUACAUUUGGGAAAGGGUGUCAAAUCAGAUUGUAUGCAAAUUUGUGGUUUUGCAGGAGUUCGUUAAAGUCAUGGAUUGUACUGAAAGUUGUUUUCAGUUUAAAUUGGGGAGGGGUUUAAAUUAGAUUGUAUGCAAAUUUGUGGUUUUCAAGGACUUGAAAUAUGAUUUACUCAAUGUAGACCAAAGCUUUCAUUAAUUACUUGAGUCAAGGGUUGCAUUGAAUAUGAUAUUAUGUAAAAUUAACACCAUUUAUUUUCUUGUUGAAAGUGAUAUGUUAUAUUGUUAUUUGUUGUUUUGUUAAUUUGAUUUUAAUACAAGUUGAAUUUGUUAUUAUUAUCUCAUACUGUAUGAUGUUCAUACUUUAAUACAAGUUAGUAUUAGAUGGUAUUAUUGUCCCAUACUUCAUGCUAAUGUUUUGUUAAUUUGAUUUUAAUACAAGUUGGACUUGUUAUUAUUUUCUCAUACUUCAUGGUGUCCAUACUUUAAUACAAAUUGUUAUUAUUAUCUCAUACUUCAUGGUGUCCAUACAAAUUGUUAUUAUAUUGUAUUAAUGUGAGAAUGUCCCCUACUUCACACAUAAUCAUCUCUAUUGUAAUUACUACAUGUACAUUUAUUCAUGGAUGUUUCCAUUCAUAUUCUCAUUUACAACAUCAAAUUUAUGUUCAUGUACCUACUAUAUUUACUAUAUUUACUUGUUGUUAAUAUUAUAAAUUGGUUCAACACACUCAAAAAAUCUUUAUUACUAUUCUUAAAAGCAGUUAUUUUAAAUAUUUCAUUUUCCUGUCUAAAUAUGUCCAAUAAACUAGAGUCAAGUUACUAAAUAUAUACUUGCAAAUACAUUGUGAUAUUACUAUUUUCCAGAAUACUUACAUCAGGGUCUUAUUUAAAAAAACUGGAAUGGUCAAAUUUGAAAAAUACUGGCUAAAAUUUGUAUUACGAUUUUAACUUUCUGCAAAUCGAAAGUCGGAAUCCUUAAAAUAUUCUAGUACAAAUUUUGUCUGAUACGGCCUCUAAUUUUGUAACAGUAUAUUGAGUAUUUUAUAUUUUUGAAUAAAAUAUAAAUGUACGUUUUAUUUAAUCAUAUGGAGAGAUCACAUGAUAGUUGGUCUAGUUGACAUGGCAGUUCUUAAUACUGAUCUAUAUUUAGUAACUGGUUUAUAGCUAUUUUGUUUUAUAAUAUAGUUUAUUUGAAAAGUAAAAUAUAUAUCUCUAGUCUUAUAUCAAGAAAGUAUUUUUUCACCAAAAGAAAUGGUGAAGAGGUGUGGAAACAUUUGCAGAAUAAUCACUGAGAAUUUUCAAGUUUAUUACUUAGAAUUUAGUUAUAUUUUCGGUGACCUUUGAACAUUUAAAUAAUUUGGGAGCUUAUUUCAAAUCUGCUAUUUCUGUCCAUUUGCAUUUGGUUAUCUUUUGUAAAAUUGGUGAGGUUACAUUCUAGUUUCAAGAAAUGGUUCCCAAAAAGCAUUACUGGGAAAGGUUGGCCACAAUGGCAUUUCUCUACUCAAUUCAUCCCAUUGUUACCACUCCUUUUCAUUCCUUAAAAGAGCAUGAAUGUUUGGAUGGGAUAAUUGAAAAUUGAAAGUGUUUAUUUACUUAAUUCUGAUUAGUAACAAAUUUAACUGCAUAGCUAUAACCAUGUCAAGAAAACAAAACUUAAUAACGGAGGGAGUGGGGGGUAUGGCCAAGUGAUUUAGCUGGUUUCGAUCCAUGAUGUGAUCGUAUAUGGCUUGGAGAUAGGGCCACAUUCUCAAUCUUGUGGGUUUACUCCGGGUACUUUGGUUUCCUCCCACAGAAAAGACCCCUGCGCAUGCACUAGGCAUAAUAAAAUAAGAUAAAUCUUCUGCGAUAUCACCAUUAGUGGAAUAGUAGAAGAAAACCUUAUAAAGAGAGAAAUCUACUUUCUCAACAAGACUGAAAAUCAAUAACCCACAUAACACUAUUGUAUUAACUUCAAUUAAUGCAGCAAUAAUUGGAUGAUAAAAAGAAAUAUUUGAUCAAUAUUAUUUUAACCUGUUGUCAGUUCAAGUUUAGGUGCUGCCUGGGUGAAAUACACAGCUUGUUAAGUAAACACUGUGCACAACGCCUACGCAACACUUAAACAAGUUUUAUCCUUGUCAAAAUAAACACACAAUAUAACAAUGUAGGUAGGUAUGUCUACUGCGUAUUCAAAAAACUCUUAAAAUAUAUAAAAAAAAUUGAAUCUGAUAUAUCUUUGUAUAUUAUUGUAUAUUUUCUUGUAAAUAAAAAUGUAAAUAAAGGGAUAUUAAUAAAUAA
Messenger RNA from Patella vulgata (common limpet), 4441 nucleotides. Its product is annotated as protein YIPF6. Gene Ontology annotation, cellular component: trans-Golgi network; membrane. Lineage: Eukaryota; Metazoa; Mollusca; Gastropoda; Patellidae. Gene Ontology annotation, biological process: endoplasmic reticulum to Golgi vesicle-mediated transport. Bases 43 to 681 code for a protein of 212 amino acids. The transcript has 7 exons. The record is from RefSeq and is a predicted model, not a curated record.